AGCUGAUGAAACUGGGUGAAGAGAAUAAGAGGAGAAGAGAAAGAGGGACACACCAGUUGCUGUUAUUCCAGACAAACCAAGGCUUCUUCCUUAGCUUGGAGACUUCAUACCCAGGGUCAUGCCUGUGAACCUAUCCACUCUGACUGUUUGCCUGCUAGGCACAGCCAUUCUCUGUGCAGACAUUUAUCCUGCAUCUUCAAACAAUACAUCUACCCCAACAGCACCAUCUGUAAGCCCAGAGGAUACUCCUGCCAAUGUGUCCACCCUCGCACCUUCCACCACUGGUACUAACACCUCUGCUCCAGGGACUGACCCCACAUCUAACCCCACAGAGGCCAAGAGCACCAUGGUCUCCACAUCCGACCAGGCAAAUGAAGAAGCCACAGAGACAAUAUUGUCAACUGGCGAGAUAGCCGGCAUUGCUGUCGGCAGCAUUGCUGGAGUGGCGGCUAUUGGUGGAGGGAUCUUUGCUGGUCUGAAGUUUAGUGGUAAGCUGGCAGGUUAGUGUUGCUAGACGGGACUGGACAGUGCUGGGUAAAGAUAAGCUGAGUGGGUUGGUAAUCGGAGAUUCGAUUGGCCUGAGACCAGUCCAAGACUCUACAUACUGCACAACCACUGUGGGAAAAAACAGAGCCCUCUCACCUUCCUCUAUCUGAAACCACUGCCAACCAACACAUUGAGACCUUAAUUUACAACUAUACAGGAAUGCAGAUUGCAUUACAAUCUGAAAUGUUAUACUGUGCUCAGUCGAGAUAAUAUACUACUUCUACUGCUAUAUAUAUAUAUAUAUAUAUAUAUAUAUAUAUAUAUAUAUAUAUAGCAGUAGAAGUAGUAUAUUAUCUCGACUGAGCACAGUAUAAAAUUCCAGAUUGUAAUGCAAUCUGCAAUCUGCAUAUAUAUAUAUAGGGAAAGGAUAUGCAUAUAUAUAUAUAUAUAUAUAUAUAUAUAUAUAUAUGUGUGUGUGUGUGUGUGUGUGUCUUUGCAUUCGAUUACACACUGAACUGUAUAUCACAUGUUAUGCAUGGCCACAAUGUAGCAUUCAGCUGUUGAUGCAUAUGCUUUCCCUAUCUAGUGAGAGCAUACAGUAUAUGGGGAAAAAGGAGAACAGUGUCUGAAAAAGACAAAUGAUAAUAUGAAAUAACAUGAUAGCUACAGUAUUUAUUUAAUAUAUGGUAGCAAAUAUAUUUUAAUAUUAUGGUUCACCGCACAUCUUGUGGUGACAGCUUAACCGUGCUUUGAACCUUCUGCUAAGUGUCUUUUUAAACAUUUUUAGAUGAUCAAUGAUUUUUGUUGAUUGAUUUAAUGAUUUAGUUUUUUUGUCAUUAAACAUUUUAAGAUGAGAAUGGAUGAUCACAUGGGAUUUUGAAUGUUAUUUCCUCAAAAAUGAUUAUGCACACACUUUAUUUCACAACAAAAUACCAUGAUAAUUAUGGUAUUAUGGUCACAAUGUAAACACCUCAUUUUGAAAUAAAGACCAAGAGUAGUUGUGUGACUUUGUUGUGUUUUAUUUGUGGCGGUGAAGGUGCCAGUUGAGGGAUGUGGCCCCUCUCCCCUCCCAGCUCUGAUGGUGUGCUCUCUGUCUGCAUGCUUUCAUUAUGUCUCAGCACUUAGUUUGAUUAACCCAUUGACUGGCAAGACAGUUGUCUUACCUGACCAGCACUGAAUGGGUUCAAUGAUUGAAAUGUCAUAGUGUGCGUUCCAAAUUAUACCUGAUUCCCUAUAUAGUGCACUAUGUUUGUACCAUAUGGCACCAUAUUCCUUAUAUAGUGCACUACUUUGGGCCAGGGGCCCUGGUAAAGAAAGGGGAACUUUAUAGGAAAUAGGAUGCCAUUUUAGAUGCAACCAAAGUGAAAUCUAACAAACACUGCAGGCCUGAUAGACUGCAGACAGGAAUGACUCCCCACUGACCUGUUUUCACACAGACAAGCCAGCAAAUAGAAUACAUUAUUACAUGUCUGCAAAGAGAUAAACUUUUGUUAUUGACCAAAUACUUAUU
Messenger RNA from Oncorhynchus mykiss (rainbow trout), 1996 nucleotides. RefSeq lists its product as uncharacterized. NCBI's taxonomy places the organism in Eukaryota, Metazoa, Chordata, Actinopteri, Salmoniformes, Salmonidae. The record is from RefSeq and is a predicted model, not a curated record.